Prunus avium (sweet cherry) is the source of this 1149-nucleotide messenger RNA. The record is from RefSeq and is a predicted model, not a curated record. Lineage: Eukaryota; Viridiplantae; Streptophyta; Magnoliopsida; Rosales; Rosaceae.
UUUGUGAUGAAUCGAGGUUAUUUCUCUCUCUUUCUCUACUUUUUUUUUGCAGGUUUGUUAUUCUAGGUUUGGUAACCGACCGAUACCGCAGCUACCCACGGUGACCGGCACCUCCGGUAACCGUCUUUGUGCGGUGCGCCGUUGGUUUGGAUUUUGACUAAACCGCAGGUAGUCCGCCGGUAAACGGUUUCUUUGUUUCGGUGCGGACACCCCUACCUCCUGAUGUAGACAAGUGCAGCAGCUAGCUGCAAGAAGAUUCACCAACAGCUCCCCCGUGAAGAGAAAAGAAGCCAAACCAUGACUUGCAGCACAUGGUUUCGGCACCAUGAUUUCUUCCUCUUUUCCAUCUUGCUUUCGGCUGCCCAUAGAGCCAAGGGAACCCAAUAUCCAAUGCAAUUUUAUCAAUAAAAGACAACCACCGAAAGCACUUGUGAAGCCAACAAAGUCAAGACGUGUAUUGAAGAGAUGGAGACUGGGUGGUCAUCAGGUGGUGAGGCCUCACAGUCACAGGCACAGCCAACAGAAUCAAUGUAUCUUGACCAGACGUCCAACAGGUGCUUUCUGGUGUAUGCAAAGGCUCUUGAUAUCACUUGGUCUGGAGACCCUCGUUACUGGCGCUGGGUGCAAGAAACCAGUGAUGGCCCUACUGAAGCUGCUGAACUGUUAGAGGUAUGUUGGCUAGAAGUGCGUGGAAAACUUAAGACCACAAAGCUGUCACCAGGAAUUCGGUAUGAAGUUGUAUUUGUGGUCAAGCUGCAAGCUAAAGCUUAUGGAUGGGAUGUUCCAGUGAAUCUCAAACUCACUGUCCCACAUGCUUCAGAGAAUCGAUGGAGUAAAGUUAAUUUGACGGAUAAGGCAAGAGAGCAAUGGAUAGAGAUUCCGGUUGGCGACUUUAUUGCAUCACCCGAAAAACCUGGGGACGUCGAGUUUUCAUUGUACGAAUAUGAUGGGAGAUGGAAGAGCGGACUUGUUAUCAAAGGUGUUGUCGUUCGGCCAAAUUACUAAUAACUUGGCAUAUGAGCAGAGAAAUGAUGUUCUGGUUUUUUCAUUUCAACGCAGAAAUGAGAGAACUGCAUAUGUAAUAAAUGAUAGCAUAUGGUUGUUAAUUAGCAAGAGCCUUCUGUUGGCGCAGUUUUAAAAACCUUCUAU